AGAUCACUCACUGCAUGUGUUUUUCACCAAGGGUACCAAUACUUCUGGACUUGAAGCAGUAGAUUUUCAACAUGGCGGCCUCCAUGUUGUUUCAGGUGAGGAGGCAUUGUGCACUGGUGCCAUGCAUCACUGUGGCUACAAGGCAGUAUGCUUCCAGUCCCCCAUCUCUGUUCAACAAGUUCCUCUUUCAGUUAAAUCAGCGCUUUCUUGAGGUGGAAUAUCUCAUAAGGUUGAGCAACUGGUUCAAAAAUCGGGAUGUGAGGCGUAAAAAUUUGAUCUAUGAUUACGCACAGAAGAAAUACGGCGUCAAUGUCGCAGCAGCAUACUCCAUUCUGAAACUGGGAGGAGGCUUCAGGUUUGCUGGACAGACUGAGUGGUUUCGUGCUGAUUCAAAGGGGAAGUUUAGUUUUGACUUUGUAAACACACCAGACUCAACUAUUGAGGAGAUUGACUUGAGCAAGUCUCUGAUAAACCACGCUGGACUGCACAACCUCACGAGUCAGCGCAAGCUGCGUUCCCUCUCCGUGCAGGGCUGUCUGGAGGUCGAUGACUGGUUCCUUGCUCACUUGCAUGUUUUCAGCGAGACCCUUCAGGAGUUAAACAUAUCCCACUGUCCUCGUAUCACUGUGGGAGGUUUAGCUGCACUACAACACCUCAGGAAGCUGCAGCAGCUGGAUAUAUCCUCACUCCCACAGCUGCAGAGUCCAGGCCUGGUGCACAUCCUCAUUGAGGAGAUGCUGCCUCACUGCAAGGUCAUCGGUGCUGAAUAUGAUCAGGGACUCCAGAUCCAAACAGACAGUCAGGAGCCCAGAGAUGCAGACUCACUGAGAAAUGCUCAGACGUAACAGGACUGUGG
Pangasianodon hypophthalmus (striped catfish) is the source of this 856-nucleotide messenger RNA. It is a transcript of the gene dmac2, whose product is annotated as distal membrane arm assembly component 2. Bases 72 to 845 code for a protein of 257 amino acids. The transcript has 7 exons. NCBI's taxonomy places the organism in Eukaryota, Metazoa, Chordata, Actinopteri, Siluriformes, Pangasiidae. The record is from RefSeq and is a predicted model, not a curated record.